Molecule: messenger RNA, 1092 nt
Organism: Trichoderma virens Gv29-8
Lineage: Eukaryota; Fungi; Ascomycota; Sordariomycetes; Hypocreales; Hypocreaceae
Exons: 1
Biological process (GO): signal transduction
Source: RefSeq, a predicted model, not a curated record
AUGACCAAGAUCGAACUUCAACUCGUCCAGACCCUAGGCACAUCUGGCGCUCGCGCUGUUGCCGCAUUUGAGAUCCAGGGCCGUCAGUACUUGGCGAUCCCUCAAUUAGCAGAGGACAUCCCCAAUGGCGCCAUUGGCAUGAACCUUGGAAACAGCGAUGCUCCUCUGCUUCUCUACAGACUUCACGAAGGUAGUGGAGAAUAUCAGACUUUCCAGACGCUGCCGGUCCCUGGUGGUGAAGAUGCUGAGUUCUUCACGAUUGGCGGCCGGACCUUUUUAGCAACCGCAAGUCUUCGCUCUGGUCGAGGUCCAUAUGAAAUGGAUGUUGAGUCAAUAAUAUUUGAGUGGAACGGGACAUAUUUCGUUGAAUUCCAGCGCAUUGCCACCUUUGCAGCGAAGCAAUGGAGAUACUUCAGUGUCAAGGGACGACACUUCUUAGGUCUCGCUCAAGGGGUUCAGCUUCCUGGCCUCGUGCCUAAAAUCCCAGCGGACUCCAUCAUUUAUGAAUGGGAUGGUAACAAGUUCAAGAAAUUCCAGACUGUUCCGUCAAAAUGGGGCUAUAACUAUCUUCACUUUAGCAUUGACGGAGAGGACUACCUUGCUUACGCCGACCAUGUUGAGCCAUCAAUCAUUUUGCGGUGGGACGGAAAAUCUUUUGCUCAUUUUCAAACUCUUGAUGGCGCACAUGGACGUGCGUUUGCUUUCUUUCAAGAUGGAAAUCAGUAUUAUCUUGCUUUCGCCUUGUUGACAGAGGAUAGCGUCCUCUAUCGAUGGAAUGGCAAGGCCUUUGACACUCACCAGAAGCUAACUACAGGACCUGGUGGUCGUGAACUAGCGGUGGUGCAACAGGAAUGUCAAACAUACCUGGUGCUUGUGAAUUUCAUCACAGGCACAAGAGAAAAUCCAGUCACAGACCUUCAGUCAGCGAUUUUUGUCCUGGAAAAUGGUCAACUCAAAGAAGUAGCUAAAUUCCCAACUCUAGGAGGAACAGACGCCACUCCAGUAGUAAGAGAUAAUCAGAUUUAUCUCAUUGUCACCGAGAGUCUGGCAAAGGAUCAACAUUUCAGGACAGCUUCUCGCAUUUACAAGUUC